GGGAUUUAAAACACUCCUUGGGGAGGCUUCCAAGCUCCCAGCUCACCACCAGCCUGCCCGUGGUCACCAUGUGGUUCCUGGUUCUGUGCCUUGCCCUGUCCCUGGCGGGGACUGGUGCCGCACCCCCUGUUCAGUCCCGGAUCAUAGGCGGCUGGGAUUGUACGAAGAAUUCUCAACCGUGGCAGGCAGCUCUGUACCAUUACAGCAAGUUCCAGUGUGGGGGUGUCCUGGUGCACCCAGAGUGGGUGCUCACCGCUGCCCACUGCAUAAACGACAAUUACCAGCUCUGGCUGGGUCGCUACAACCUGUUCGAGCAUGAAGACACGGCCCAGUUUGUCCAGAUCAGGGAGAGCUUCCCUCACCCUGAAUUCAACCUGAGUUUCCUGAAGAACCAUACCCGCCUCCCAGAAGAGGACUACAGCCAUGACAUCAUGCUGCUGCGCCUCGCAGAGCCCGCUCAGAUUACGGAUGCUGUGAGGGUCCUGGACCUGCCCACCCAGGAACCCCAAGUGGGGAGCACCUGCUGUGCCUCUGGCUGGGGCAGCAUCGAACCCGAUAAGUUGAGUCUCCCAGAUACCCUGCAUUGUGCCAACAUCAGUGUUAUCCCGGCCGCCUCUUGUAACAAGGACUACCCAGGGCGCCUGGUGGCCUCUAUGCUGUGUGCAGGAGCAGAGGGUGGAGGCACCGAGUCCUGUGAGGGUGACUCCGGGGGGCCCCUGGUCUGUAGGGGAGUCCUGCAGGGCAUUGUGUCCUGGGGUGACGUCCCCUGUGACACUACCACCAAGCCUGGGGUCUAUACCAAAGUCUGCAGCUACUUGGAGUGGAUCAAGGAAACCAUGAAGAGGAACUAACUAUUUGGGCCUGACACUGUGUCUCUGGCUGAGCACAAGCUCCCACAGCUGGCCAACAACCCCAUCCUGACCUGGGACAGAAGGGACAGAAUCAAGCCAUCCCUCAAGACCUCAUUUGUCCAAGGCCCACAUGUUAGGGCUUGUCCCGUCUUAGGCCAGAGCCGGUGCUCAAGGUCACCUGUUGAAACACUGAGAUAACAAGAGUGCUGAUGCAAGUUUCUCUGUA
Molecule: messenger RNA, 1077 nt
Organism: Canis lupus familiaris (dog)
Lineage: Eukaryota; Metazoa; Chordata; Mammalia; Carnivora; Canidae
Gene: KLK15B
Product: kallikrein-15-like
Exons: 5
Coding region: 69-851 (260 amino acids)
Biological process (GO): proteolysis
Molecular function (GO): serine-type endopeptidase activity
Source: RefSeq, a predicted model, not a curated record